AUGACGUACGCCCGACUGGUUUUGGCAAUGUUCUUCAUCGCGUGCAGUGCGUAUAAUAUUAAGCCUCUCGCGUCUGACUUCCAAACGAAAACGAUGCACCUACGGUCGGCGUUUUGCGUAUGCCGUGACCGUAUUGAUUUUUUUGCCCGCCACAAGUGGCGAAUGACGUUCAAAAGUCCGUACCACCCACAGAACCGCGGUCGAAGCGCACCGGGAGGUUUUAAACUCAACAGUGACCAAAGAAGACUGACAGACGGACGAAUGAUACCGGACAGCUGCUGA
Macrosiphum euphorbiae (potato aphid) is the source of this 282-nucleotide messenger RNA. Lineage: Eukaryota; Metazoa; Arthropoda; Insecta; Hemiptera; Aphididae. The record is from the annotation of a GenBank genome assembly.